AGGAAAAAUCUAAAGCUUUUCUUCUUGCUAAUCUUCUCUUUCAACUUACAAGUUAGCUUCUUUGUGCUACCAUCAAAGCCUUCGAAUUUCCCUCUCUUCUGGAUCCUGAUUCCUGAUAGUAUCUGGGUCUGCUGAGUUCAGUUGCUGAUUCUGGAGGAGGAGGAUGGAUUGGUGACAAGAGAGGACGGAGAGGAGAAGAGGGUUUCUGACUGUAUGCAUCUGGGCAAUCUUCUCUGAUUCCGGUUGUGGGGUUUCCCUCUUUAAUGGACUGGGUGCAUUUGGAUUGAGAACAGUCGGGUUCAGCAGGAGUUUUAUAAUUUAUUUGGAAUAAGGAGACAUGAUCAAACAGAUACUUGGUAGGCUCCCAAAGAAGCCAUCUAAGUCUUCUGAUAAUCGUGAAUUUGGGGGUUCAUCUGCCACUUCUUUGAGUAAUUCUGCUAGUUCGAGAAGCAGUGAUCUUUUGAGUCAUAGGUUGGUAACCUCAGACAAUAUUGCACUUCCUGGCCCUAAUUCUACUUCAAAUUCUGGAUAUGGCAUUGGAGGUAAACUUUCUCAGGCUGGAAAUCAACUAAAUGGGAGUUCAGUGGCUACUCCAUAUGAAGCAUUGCCAGGAUUUAGGGAUGUUCCAAGCUCAGAGAAGCAGAACCUGUUUGUUAGGAAGCUAAGCUUGUGUUGUGUUGUGUUUGACUUCACUGACCCAACAAAGAACUUGAAAGAGAAGGACAUCAAGCGGCAGACAUUGCUUGAGCUUGUGGAUUAUGUUACUACUGUUAAUGGCAAAUUCACAGAGACUGUAAUGCAAGAAGCUAUAAAGAUGGUCUCUGUGAACUUGUUCAGGUCACUCACUCCACAACCUCGAGAGAACAAGGUUUUGGAAGCCUUUGAUUUGGAAGAAGAAGAGCCUUUGAUGGAUCCUGCAUGGCCUCAUUUGCAAAUUGUAUAUGAAUUCCUUCUGAGGUUCAUUGUAUCUUCUGAAACAGAUGCCAAGUUGGCUAAGAGGUAUAUAGAUCAUUCUUUUGUCCUCAAGUUGUUAGAUCUCUUUGAUUCUGAGGAUCCUAGGGAAAGAGAGUAUCUUAAAACAAUUCUGCAUCGCAUUUAUGGCAAGUUUAUGGUGCAUCGGCCAUUUAUCAGGAAGGCUAUCAAUAACAUUUUCUUUCGUUUUAUUUUUGAAACGGAGAAGCAUAAUGGGAUUGCUGAGCUUUUAGAGGUUUUGGGAAGCAUAAUCAAUGGCUUUGCGUUGCCUCUGAAGGAAGAGCAUAAAUUAUUCCUUGUUCGGGCACUAAUCCCCCUUCAUAAACCAAAAUGCUUACCGAUGUACCAUCAGCAGUUAUCAUAUUGCAUUACACAAUUUGUUGAGAAAGAUUGCAAGCUUGCUGAUGCAGUUAUUAGGGGAUUGUUGAAGUAUUGGCCAAUUACUAACAGUUCAAAGGAAGUCUUGUUCCUCAGUGAGCUGGAAGAGAUUUUGGAAGCAACUCAAUCUCCAGAAUUUCAAAGAUGUAUGGUUCCCUUGUUCCGCCAAAUUGCUCGCUGCUUAAGCAGUUUUCAUUUUCAGGUUGCAGAGAGGGCUUUGUACUUGUGGAAUAAUGAUCAUAUUGAGAACUUAAUCAGACAAAACCGCAGAGUAAUACUGCCCUUAAUCUUCCCUGCCUUGGAGAAAAAUGGGCGUAAUCACUGGAAUCAGGUGGUCCAGAGCUUGACAGUUAAUGUGCGGAAGAUUUUUUCUGAUGUUGAUCCUGAACUAGUUGAGGAGUGCCUGCACAAGUUUCAAGAAGAUGAAGCAAAACGGGAAGAGAUAAAAACAAAACAUGAAGCCACCUGGAAGCGCUUAGAAGAGAUUGCUUCAUCAAAAGCUGCAAGUGGUCAAGCUGUUCUUGUACCUCGCAUGAUACCCUCCCAAACAUCUCCAGCAUUAUGAUGGAAGGAUUUGAUUUUCUCAUCAAAUGGUUUAGAUCGUUUGGUUGGUGCCAGAGUCACAAGAUGGUUGAUGUGCUUUGAGAUGUUGAAUACUAGUGGGUUGCUGUCUAUUGCACCUGGAGCUUGAUUUCGGUCAUAAACACCUGGUGUCCCACAUUCUGGUAUCCAUACAACAAAUAGAAGUUGGCAGCUGCAUUCUGCCUUAGGAUGGAAGAGUUGUAACUAGUAAUUUUGGCCUUCUAAUAGUUUCUUGUUUUAGGGAAUUAUUACAUGAAGGAUCUACAAAUCACAGGUAUUUUACGCACUCUGAGUCUUUGAUUUCAUUUCUUUGUGUACUUAUUCAUCUUUCUCAUCGUAUUUGUCAUGUCCAUGUAUCAUAUAUUUUCCUUCCUGUUCUUAGAAAUCAAACAUUUUGUUGGUGUGUGUUGUUAGUAUGAAUAUUGAUGGAUUCGAAUGUGGCUUUAAUCGGAAUGAACUUUUGUUAUAUCC
Molecule: messenger RNA, 2403 nt
Organism: Rubroshorea leprosula
Lineage: Eukaryota; Viridiplantae; Streptophyta; Magnoliopsida; Malvales; Dipterocarpaceae
Source: the annotation of a GenBank genome assembly